This is a messenger RNA of Labrus bergylta (ballan wrasse), 2316 nucleotides long. RefSeq names its product lactadherin. The record is from RefSeq and is a predicted model, not a curated record. Gene Ontology annotation, cellular component: plasma membrane. NCBI's taxonomy places the organism in Eukaryota, Metazoa, Chordata, Actinopteri, Labriformes, Labridae. Gene Ontology annotation, molecular function: calcium ion binding; signaling receptor activity.
AAAAAUCCCGAUGGCUCCCUCCUCUAUCACAAUAGCCCUCCCUUCACACGCCAGUUUGAAUUGCCAAAUAUCCGACGGGACCUUAAAGCAUCUUUAGUUGGAGGUUUAGCGGCGGCGCGUCGAUUCCGUAUUAUUUACAGUCUAUGGUCGAUUCAGACAUUCAAACCUGCGGAGCAAACGAAUCAAGUCAAACAAACAUGACACGUCAAGGAAAUGUUACAACAGUAAUUGCAUCUACAUUAACUCUUCUGCUUUGCCUGUGUUCAGCCAGAGGCGACUACUGUGAGGUGAAUGUUUGCCACAAUGGAGCAACAUGUGUGACAGGUGUAGGAGAUGAUCCAUUCAUCUGCAUCUGUGCAGACGGCUUCAGUGGAGACACCUGCAACCUGACAGAGACAGGACCCUGCAGUCCGAACCCCUGUAAAAACGAUGGGUCGUGCGAGGUCAUCUCUCCCACAAGGCGAGGGGAUGUUUUCAACGCGUACGUCUGCAAGUGCCAGCCCGGCUUCGAGGGAGCGCACUGCCAGAUCAAUGUGAAUGACUGUGUGGACCAGCCCUGUAAGAAUGGAGGGAUGUGUCGAGAUCUUGAUGGAGACUACAACUGCCAGUGCCCCUCCCCAUAUGUUGGAAAGCAGUGCCAGCUACGCUGCAUCUCUCUACUGGGGAUGGAGGGCGGAGCAAUCGUGGAGUCCCAAAUUUCAUCCUCCUCUGUUCACUUCGGCAUUCUGGGUCUUCAGCGGUGGGGUCCGGAGUUAGCUCGACUCAACAAUCAAGGCAUCGUCAACGCCUGGACAUCGGCCGCACACGACAGAAACCCCUGGAUUGAGAUUAAUAUGCAGAAGAAGAUGCGUCUGACGGGCAUCAUCACACAGGGUGCCAGUCGUAUGGGCACAGCUGAGUUCAUCAAAGCCUUCAAGGUGGCGAGCAGCUUUGAUGGAAACGCUUAUACCACUUACAGACUGGAUGGCCAACGCAGAGACAAGGUUUUCGUGGGCAAUUUAGACAACGAGAGCACAAAGACGAACCUUUUUGACCCUCCCAUUGUGGCCCAGUACAUCCGAAUCAUCCCCGUGGUUUGCCGCAGAGCUUGCACGCUGCGCAUGGAGCUGGUGGGCUGUGAACUCAAUGUUUAUUCAAACACGGCAGGUUGCUCAGCCUCUCUGGGAAUGAAAUCUCGCCUCAUCUCGGACGGGCAGCUAACCGCCUCCAGCACUUUCCGCACGUGGGGCAUCGACACCUUCACGUGGUACCCUCAGUUUGCUCGACUGGAUAAGCAGGGAAAGACGAACGCCUGGUCUCCUGCUCACAACAACCGCUCAGAGUGGAUACAGGUCGAUCUGGAGAAGACAAAGCGCCUCACAGGCAUCAUCACUCAGGGGGCGAAGGACUUUGGUGUGGUGCAGUUUGUGUCUGUGUUUAAAGUUGUUUACAGUAAUGACGGAGAGGCGUGGAGUACAGUGAAGGAGGAGAACAGCGGCAAUGAUAAGCUUUUCCAAGGCAACAUCGACAACAACACCCACAGGAAGAAUCUAUUUGAGCCUCCGUUCUACGCUCGGUUCAUCCGGGUCGUCCCCUGGGAGUGGCAUGAGCGCAUCACUCUACGUAUGGAGCUGCUGGGCUGCGAUGACUAGAAGCUCGUCGAUCGACCGUUUCACCGUGCUCCACACUCGCCCCCAUGUCCCCAAGAGGAUCGUCUGUUGUGACCUUCGUUUUGGAUAAAGAUCCUGUUGACUGCUGGGACUGUUAACACUUGUAGCACUUUCUGAAUACUGACCUUUAUUUGUUUACGUACACAGAAUUGAUUGAAGGAUUUGAUCUUAACUGGCUUCAGACUUAAAUAAUCUUUGCAUAGAUAUAAUCCCAGUCCAUAUUACUUGCUCCUUCUUAUAUUUGAAAUUGUUUCAGGUCCCUUUUAAGUCUGGAGACGUGAUGAUUACCAGUUAAAAAUGUCUUCCUUCUUUACAAUCUAAGUUAACAAUACCGCUUUUCAUUCUAUUUUUUGACGGCACAAACUCGAGGUCAGGAAAAAAAUUAUAUUUUUUUGCACAUUGUUUAACUGCUACUGCUAGCAUAAUGGAAAAAAGGCCUGUGCAAUAUAGAAUAUGAUCUGGUAUCUUAACUGUAAUGGAAAAUAAUAAUGAAUGCCCGAGAGUAGAAAAUGUAGGCCUUUCAACUUUAAACUGCUGCACGCUGUAGGGAUUUCUUGUGUGCACAAUGCUGUUCAGCUUCAUUCUUAAAUAUGAUUUCAUCCUUUUUACAACAAAUGUGAAUAGAAAUAUUUUUAGAAAAUAAAACAUUGUUUUUUUAUUCAUUGUU